This is a messenger RNA of Hibiscus syriacus, 583 nucleotides long. Its product is annotated as mitochondrial fission 1 protein A-like. Gene Ontology annotation, biological process: mitochondrial fission; autophagy of mitochondrion; peroxisome fission. The transcript is spliced from 5 exons. Gene Ontology annotation, cellular component: mitochondrial outer membrane; peroxisomal membrane. Gene Ontology annotation, molecular function: protein binding. NCBI's taxonomy places the organism in Eukaryota, Viridiplantae, Streptophyta, Magnoliopsida, Malvales, Malvaceae. The record is from RefSeq and is a predicted model, not a curated record. Bases 44 to 547 code for a protein of 167 amino acids.
UAUUUUUAUUUUUUUUGAUUCAACUGUGACUGAUAAUUGAAACAUGGAAGCAAAGAUCGGGCAAUUCUUUGAAUCCAUCGGAACCUUCUUCGGUGGUGGCGAUCAGAUUCCUUGGUGUGACCGCGACGUCAUUGCCGGGUGUGAGAGAGAAGUUGCUGAUGCUGCUAAGGGUAAUUCAGAGGAACAGAAGAGCCAAAGUAUCAUGCGACUUUCAUGGGCGCUUGUUCAUUCUAGUCAAGCUGAAGAUGUGCAGCGUGGUAUAGCCAUGCUAGAAGCAUCAUUGUCCAAUAGCAGCUCUCCGUUGCAACAGAGGGAGAAAAUUUACCUUCUAGCUGUUGGAUAUUUCAGAACUGGUGAAUUCUCAAGGAGUAGACAACUUGUGGAGCAGUGUCUGGAGAUUGCACCUGAUUGGAGGCAAGCUCUAGUCCUUAAAAAUGCAGUUGAGGAUCGUAUUGCGAAAGACGGUGUUAUUGGAAUUGGCAUCACUGCUACUGCUUUGGGACUUAUCGCUGGUGGAAUUGCUGCAGCAUUGACUCGCAGGCACUGAUAAAAAACCACAAUUUUGCAUUUUCCCACAUCCUUG